AUGAACUCAAAGUCCCUGCGCCGUCUCGCAGCCGACCACGGCUCUCUGCAUACGGCUGGCCUCCCGCCUAAUUACCUGUUUGCGCCUGAAUCGGAAGACGCUGCCGACCUCACGUCGCUCGAUAUCCUUCUCGCUGGUCCCGUCGGCACCCCCUACGCAGGCGGUGUAUGGCGAUUGCACCUCGACAUCCCACCCACCUAUCCUGCCGCCCCGCCCACGGCACAGUUCAGGACCCGACUAUGGCACCCCAACAUUGACGAGGCGACUGGUGCUGUCUGUGUGGAGACGCUGAAGCGUGACUGGAGCAGCACGCUCAAACUUCGAGACGUACUGGUGACGAUAUCAUGUCUCCUCAUUCAACCGAACCCCGCCAGUGCACUGAAUGAAGCAGCGGGCAAGCUAGCCGUCGAAGACUGGGACGGAUACUGUAGGCGAGCAAAGCUCAUGACUGAGAUUCACGCCGCCAUUCCCAGCAGUAUCGCCAAGGAAGUCAGAGAAGCCCAAAUGCGAGGCGAAGAGCAGACGACUGAGCCCCAGCCCCAGCCUACGGCAAAAACUCACUCAAAGGGUAAAGAAAAGGAACGGACCAAGAUCACACCAGCGGGGCCUAGGUUACAGCGGCGCCCAUCCGAGGACGAAGAAAACAGGCGGCGCAGGGUUGCGACUCACGAUGCAGAGAGCGACCCAGAAAUCGACUGGAUACCCAGCCCUGUCAAGACAAGCAAAGUACCCGCUCACCAGGAAACCAACAUUUUCGGCAUCAAAGGCCUCGAGGACACCAUGCAACUCGACACACCACCCAAGCGCAUCUUCGCCGCCCAAACCAAGGCACUACCUGUCUCCAAGGACAAAGGAAAAGCCAAAGGACCCAUUGACGAUUCCGACCCCUUCGUCACCGCGCCGCCCUCCAAAUCAACUUCACGCCCCGUAACAAGAUCCUUUGACUUGGCCGCUCCUCCUGCCUUUGCUAGUAAUACACCAACACUACCACCAUCAAUAGAGCAAUCGAACCCCACUGAUGACAGCACCGCCACCUCCCUCCUUCUCCGCGACUUCUCCCUCUCAUGGCAAGACAGCCUCGCGCUGCACAAUAAUGAUACAGACGCCAAGAAGCGCAUUGCGAGCCCGGAAUUCGAGGCAAAAGCAAAGUGGGAAAUGAAGAGGCUUGGACAGGCGGGGUGUGACUUGAAAAAAUUUAAUCGUGGCGAGUUUGGGGCCAGAGUUGGGAUUGGGAGACUCUGA
This is a messenger RNA of Bipolaris maydis ATCC 48331, 1242 nucleotides long. Lineage: Eukaryota; Fungi; Ascomycota; Dothideomycetes; Pleosporales; Pleosporaceae. The record is from RefSeq and is a predicted model, not a curated record.